AUGCAAAGCAUGGCCAGAGUUUAUGCAGACGUUAAUACACAUCGGCCACGAGAAUACUGGGAUUAUGAGUCUCUUGAGGUGAAAUGGGGAAAUCAAGAUGACUACAAGCUGAUGAAAAAAUUAGGCCAGGGGAAAUAUGGUAAUGUGUUUGAAGCUGUCAAGAAAAUAAAUAAUGAAAAGGUUGCUAUUAAAAUUCUCAAGCCAGUCACUGAGAAAAAAGUCAAGCGGGAGAUAAAGAUUUUGCAGAACUUGCAAGGUGGUCCUAACAUCAUCACAUUGGUAGAAACUAUAAAAUAUCCUCAGUCAGGAAUACCUGCAUUGGUUUUUGAGCAUGUAGACAGUACUGACUACAAUAAACUGAACCCAUUAUCAGAUCAUGAUAUUCGAUUUUACAUCUAUGAGUUAUUGAAGGCCCUGGAUUACAGUCACAGCAUGGGCAUUAUGCAUAGAGAUGUGAAGCCCCAGAAUGUUAUAAUUGAUCAGAAACUCAGACAUCUACGGCUGAUAGACUGGGGAUUGGCAGAAUUUUAUCAUCCUGGCCAACAGUAUAAUGUACGAGUUGCUUCCCUGCACUUCAAAAGUCCUGAGCUCCUUAUAGAUUAUAAGAUGUAUGAUUAUAGCUUGGAUAUGUGGAGCCUAGGGUGUAUGCUGGCAAGUAUGAUUUUUCUCAAGGAGCCAUUUUUCUAUGGAAUGGAUAAUUAUGAUCAACUGGUGAGGAUAGCCAAAGUUCUGGGAACAAGAAAUUUAUAUGGCUAUAUUCGUAAAUACAGCAUUCAAUUAGAUCCAUGCCUAUGCUUAAUUGUGGGAACACACCCCCGUAAGAAAUGGGAAAGCUUUAUAAAUAGAACAAACCAGCAUCUUGUCAAUCAAGAGGCCUUAGACUUACUGGACAAGCUUCUGCAAUAUGACCAUCAGUCAAGGCUCACAGCCAAAGAGGCCAUGGAGCACCCAUAUUUCUCUACUGUUGUGAAGGACCAGGCUUUAGUGGACUCAUCUAGCAAGCUCACCUCGGGAAGC
Molecule: messenger RNA, 1017 nt
Organism: Suncus etruscus (white-toothed pygmy shrew)
Lineage: Eukaryota; Metazoa; Chordata; Mammalia; Eulipotyphla; Soricidae
Product: casein kinase II subunit alpha-like
Exons: 2
Biological process (GO): protein phosphorylation
Cellular component (GO): nucleus; cytosol; protein kinase CK2 complex
Molecular function (GO): protein serine/threonine kinase activity; ATP binding
Source: RefSeq, a predicted model, not a curated record